Linum trigynum is the source of this 4105-nucleotide messenger RNA. Lineage: Eukaryota; Viridiplantae; Streptophyta; Magnoliopsida; Malpighiales; Linaceae. The record is from the annotation of a GenBank genome assembly.
ACCUUACUGUCGUAGUGACGUCAAAAACCUCUCCCAAGUGGAUGCUCACAGCCAUCUACGCUAGCCCUCGCCAAACUCAACAACGCAGUUUGUGGCAGGCACUAGUCCGCACUAGUCUUAAUAAUGAGCUCCCUUGGUUACUCUCUGGAGAUUUCAACGCCAUCAAAACCCCUGAGGAGAAGACAGGCAGUCCCUCUGCGACCACCUUUUACAGGUGUAAAAUCUUCAGCGACAGAAUAAAUCAAGCAGAUCUCAUUGACCUGGGUUUCUCGGGACCUCGUUUCACGUGGACAAGAGGAGACAACCCCAAUUCUUACAAAGCGAGCAGAAUUGAUCGUAGCCUCUGCAAUACUCUGUGGAACUCGACCUUUCCUGAUACAACCGUCCAACAUCUUCCUCGGCUCAGCUCAGAUCACCAUCCCAUUCUUACCUCGAUUGGGAGUCAGGGAGUGAAUGUUUCUUUUGAUCGCCCUUUCCGUUUUGAAGCUGCUUGGCUGUCCAAUAAUGAUUUUGAUACGCAGGUUGCUGAUGGCUGGGACCAACAAGCUUCCCUUCCCGUGGCCCUGGAAAAGUUGGCAACUAGUCUUAGCCAAUGGAGCAAAUCAACCUUUGGAAACAUUUUCCACAAGAAGAGGCGUUUGCUUAGUCGAAUCCAAGGAAUCCAAGACAAAGUGGCCAACAAUUUCUCUCGAGGACUCUACAAGCUUCAAACCAAACUCGAGCGGGAGCUUGACCAAGUUCUCGAACAGGAGGAAGUUUAUUGGUUUCAGAGAUCGAGAGAAAAAUGGGUCCAACAGGGGGAGCGGAAUACUGGUUACUUCCACCAGCAAGCAAUAAUUCGCCGUCGCAAAAACAAAAUUGAUAGCCUUAAGGGCCCCAACGGAGAAUGGAUAAGCGAUUACCAGGAGUUGGCGGCAAUGGUUUUUAAUUCUGUUGCUUCUUUGUUUGUGCAGGAUAAUGAUAACUAUAAGGAUUUGAUGCCGAAAAUGGCCUUCCCUCGUAUUAACCAAGAGGAUCUUACUAUCCUCCUGAGACCCUUUAGAGGAGAAGACAUCCAUCGUGCUAUUCACGAAAUGAAGCCUUUCCAAGCCCCUGGCCCUGACGGCUUCCAUGCUGCUUUCUAUCAGAGAGAAUGGCAGGUAGUGGGAAGGUCUUUAAUCAAUAUGGCUAUGGAUGUUUUUAAUGCAGGAGGGCUACCGGCGGACAUCACCAACUCGACAGUUGUACUCAUCCCCAAAGUGGAGCACCCGGAGAUGGCGUCUCAAUUCAGACCGAUCAGUCUGAAUAACGUCUGCCUGAAAGCUAUUACCAAGACGAUUGCAAAUCGGCUGAAGCCUAUCAUGAGAAAAUUGAUAUCCCCCCGGCAGAGCAGCUUCAUACCUGGAAGACAAACCACAGAUAACAUCAUCGUCCUGCAAGAAGUCCUCCACACCCUCAGGAAGAAAAAGGGGAAGAAAGGAGGAGUGGUGAUGAAGAUUGAUCUGGAGAAAGCGUAUGACCGACUUCGUUGGGAGUUCUUGCGAGAUACUCUCAAGAAAAUCGGCCUCCCCAGCUCAUGGAUCAAUUGCAUUAUGUACUGCGUGGAAAACAACAAGAUGCGCAUUCUCUGGAACGGAGAUCUCUCUCCACCCAUCACCCCGUCCAGAGGAGUUCGCCAGGGAGACCCUCUCUCCCCUUAUCUUUUUGUAUUGUGUAUGGAACGUCUAUCUCACAGGAUUGACCAGGCUAUCCAGGACAAGCUUUGGAAACCCCUAAAAUUGUCCAGUGAUGGGCCAGGUCUCUCCCACCUCUUUUUUGCAGAUGAUCUUGUGUUAUUUGCAGAAGCAGGGAGCUCGCAGGUUAGGAUAAUAAAGCAAUGUCUCGACGAAUUCUGCAACAGCUCGGGCCAGAAGGUGAACUUUCACAAAUCAGCAAUGUUCGUCUCUGCAAACAUCUCUAGACGGAGAGCCCGAGCCCUCAGCGCAAGAAUGGAGAUUCCUCUCACAGUAGACCUUGGUAGAUACUUGGGAGUUAUGGCUAUACAUGGCAGAGUGACACGAGGCAGAUACCAGGACCUUAUCCUCAAGAUUCAGAGGAAACUAGCCCCUUGGAAAGCUAAGCAUCUCUCAAUCGCAGCUCGUAUUACCCUUAUCAAAUCAGUGGCAGCCUCGAUUCCUAUUUACCCUAUGCAGGUGGAGUUGCUGCCAAAGACGGUGUGUAAGGCACUCGAUCGAGUCAACCGCGAAUUCCUGUGGGGGGAUUCAGAAGACAAGAGAAGACUUCAUCUAGUAGAAUGGCCACAGCUAACGCAACCGAAAGAAGUGGGAGGUCUGGGGAUCCGUCCGACCAGGGAAGUAAAUCUGGCCAUGCUAGCCAAAUGCGGAUGGCGGCUCUUGACGGAGAAGGAGACCUUGUGGACCCAGCUCAUGCGCUCCAAAUAUGGGAAAGACAGAGCUAACCUCGACCUCUUGAAGCCUAUAAAGGGAAGUUCCUUCACCUGGAACAGCAUCUCCAGAACCGGAGAGUUGCUGAGAAAGGGUUGUGCUUGGAAUAUUCACAAAGGAAACCUUACCCGUUUUUGGUCUGAUGUUUGGAUCUCGCAGGUACCCUUGCAGGAAGUGGCCACCGGACCAAUUCCGGAGGAGGAUAAACAGGCCGCGAUCGUCGAGUUUGUAGAUGAUGAAGGAGCCUGGAUCACAGAGAGGUUCAACACCAUCCUUUCAGCCGACGUGACUGACCGGAUCACUGCCCUGGCGGUCGACCCUCUUGCAAGCGAAGAUGACGUGUUGUUUUGGAGACUGACUUCAGAUGGCCAUUUCUCUACCAAAAGUGCAUUCCAACUCCUGCAACCCGCGACUACCAGUGACCAGACCAAAAUGUGGAAAGCUUUGUGGAAGUUACAGGUGCCAGAAAGGGUGCGAUGCUUUAUGUGGUUGGUGGCACAUAGCAGGAUCAGUUGCAACGAACAGAGGGUCAAGAGACAUCUUUCUCCUUCACCUUUUUGUUACAGGUGCUCUUCACAGGUGGAAACACCGAUUCACAUUCUUCGGGAUUGUCCCCCGGCAGCCUUCCUUUGGACUCGCACAGUCCCAGGUGAACGGCAGCACGAGUUUUUCAGUCUGCAGUUGGAGCCCUGGAUUGCUGCUAAUCUGCUGAUGGAAGAAGAAAAAAUGGUGGAUGAUAUCCCUUGGAACUCCUUUUUCAGCGUAGUUGUUUGGAACUUAUGGAAGAACAGGAACGAAGGGGUCUUUAAAGGGAUUAAUAAGACGCUCUCUCCGCCAUCCUUGACCCAGGCCAUAAAGAUCAAAGCAAGUCUUUGGCAUAAAGCGUGGAUGGCUCCGCAAGAUUCAUUGGGGCGAAGAGUAUCACCAACUCAGCGUGUGACGCAAGAGAUUAGCUGGCAGCCUCCUCCGUUAGGAUGGACUAAGAUUAAUGUGGAUGGUGCGGCCAAUGGAGAUCAGGGGCCGGCAGGAGCGGGCGGCAUCUUGCGGAACACUGAGGGCAGCUGGAUUACAGGCUUUGUCUCAAAGCUGGGCGCUUGCUCAGCAGUUCAAGCAGAACUGUGGGGUAUCUAUCACGGACUUGGGGUGGCUUGGCAAAGUGGUGGCAGAACUAUCAUAGUGGAAUCCGACUCCAAACUGGCCCUCCAGCUUAUUGAGAAGAGGGCGGAUCCUCUACAUCCUCACGCGACCCUCCUUGCAGCGAUAAGACGACGACUUGCUCAAGACUGGGUGGUUAGGUUAGUCCAUACUUAUCGGGAAGGGAAUAGAGUCGCGGACUGGCUCUCGAAGCACAGUCUCGUCUAUCCCUACGGUAUGCAUGAGCUAACCUCACCACCCCAAGGACUUCAACCUCUCAUUGGCGACGAUCGUAGGAGACAAACUUUCACCAGGAAUGUUGUUGUGACUCCUGAAACCCCUUUUUCCUCUUAAUCCUUCCUCUCCCUUCCCUGCUGUUUCUUUUUCUUCGGCUAUUAUUAGCCUCCAAUGUUGCAAAAAAAAAAUCGUCACCUUAAUCUAGGGAGUUAUUAUGAUGUUCAAUCAAUCUUUGGUGAUAUUUUCUUCUGGGACAACAAACACACAUAAAUAAUGGUGAUCAAUCUCAUAAAUAAAUGAAAGACAGACAC